AUGUCUACAGGAUACUUCCCAAAGCGCGAGAAGAUCGGCCUGGAGGACCUCUUCAAAGGCCUGGUCACGGCAUCACACAUCCUCCACAACAAUGGCGUCCUCGACGCUUACGGGCACAUAUCUGUUCGGAGUCCUGACAAUCCAGCAUCUUUCUAUAUACCGUGCAACAUCUCCCCGGCACUUGUAAGCUCUCCCGACGAAAUCAUAGAAUACAACGUCGAGGAUGCAAGUCCUGUCGAGAAGAACGUACCACAAGGCUAUCUCGAACGCUUCAUCCAUAGCGAAAUUUACAAGCGCUUCCCGACAGUGAACAGCGUCGUGCAUAGCCAUUGCAGUGACGUGCUACCGUACGGUGUAAGCGGCGUGCCAUUACGGGCCACUGUGCAUAUGGCUGGCUUCCUUGGUUCCAACGUCCCUGUAUGGGACAUAUCGUCCCACUACUCGAGCGGCUCAAAGCAUGACUUGCUCGUCCGCGACACCUCUGUCGGUGCCUCCCUCUCAGCAACGUUCAAACCUGCGACGUCUGCUGGCUUCAUCUACUCCAAAAUGAGGUCCGCACUUCCGGGGGCUGCAGCAGAGCCUGACCACGAGCCCGACCAUUAUGUCGUUCUGAUGCAAGGACACGGUUUCACGACCGUUGCGCACUCAAUUGAAGAGGCCGUGUGUCAGGCUAUUUAUACUAAAGAGGCGGCAAAGACGCAGACCACAGCAUUAACGCUACGUAACGCGUACUUCGGAAUUUCAGUGGAAGGCAAAGUUGAUGUAGAGGGUGGUGGGAAGAUCAAGUCCGGAAAGCUGAAGAUGGAGGGUGAACUGAAGUAUCUGAGCGAUAAGGAAGCAGCGGAGGCAUGGGGCAGUAUGAAAGAGACUGUCUCUAGACCAUGGGCCUUGUGGUGCAGAGAGGUCGAUGUCAAUCCGUUAUACAAGAACGAUUGCCCCGGUUGCGAAGACGACUGA
This is a messenger RNA of Mytilinidion resinicola, 957 nucleotides long. RefSeq lists its product as uncharacterized. The coding region runs from base 1 to 957 and encodes 318 amino acids. Gene Ontology annotation, molecular function: actin filament binding. The transcript has 2 exons. NCBI's taxonomy places the organism in Eukaryota, Fungi, Ascomycota, Dothideomycetes, Mytilinidiales, Mytilinidiaceae. Gene Ontology annotation, cellular component: cytoskeleton. The record is from RefSeq and is a predicted model, not a curated record.